Messenger RNA from Sapajus apella (tufted capuchin), 2917 nucleotides. It is a transcript of the gene LARGE2, whose product is annotated as LARGE xylosyl- and glucuronyltransferase 2. The record is from RefSeq and is a predicted model, not a curated record. NCBI's taxonomy places the organism in Eukaryota, Metazoa, Chordata, Mammalia, Primates, Cebidae. The coding region runs from base 119 to 2113 and encodes 664 amino acids. The transcript has 15 exons. Gene Ontology annotation, biological process: protein O-linked glycosylation via mannose. Gene Ontology annotation, molecular function: glucuronosyltransferase activity; xylosyltransferase activity.
GCCGUCGGGCCCCGCCGCCCAGGGCUGAGCCUCCCCUCUCGCCCCUCGGUUCGCAGGGCCCGCAAUGGAGGCCGCAGCUCCGGGUCGCGCCCAGCCCUGAGCGCCCCCGUCGGCGGCCAUGCUUCCCCGAGGGCGCCCCCGGGCGCUGGGGGCCGCCGCGCUGUUGCUGCUGCUGCUUCUGCUCGGAUUCCUCCUGUUCGACUGGAGGCUGCGGGGAGCCGCCGCCCUCGACGGAGACCCUCUGGCCGGACCCAGGGACAGCAACCCCUCCGACUGCGGCCCGCAGCCGCUGCCGCCGCCCAAGUGCGAGCUCUUGCACGUGGCCAUCGUGUGUGCGGGGCAUAACUCCAGCCGAGACGUCAUCACCCUGGUGAAGUCCAUGCUCUUCUACAGGAAGAAUCCACUGCACCUCCACUUGGUGACUGACGCUGUGGCCAGAAACAUCCUGGAGACGCUCUUCCAUACAUGGAUGGUGCCUGCUGUCCGUGUCAGCUUUUACGAUGCCGAUGAGCUCAAGCCCCAGGUCUCCUGGAUCCCCAACAAGCACUACUCCGGCCUCUAUGGGCUAAUGAAGCUGGUGCUGCCUGGCACCCUGCCCGCUGAGCUGGCCCGCGUCAUUGUCCUGGACACAGACAUCACCUUCGCCUCUGACAUCGCUGAGCUCUGGGCACUCUUUGCUCACUUUUCUGACACGCAGGCGAUCGGUCUCGUGGAGAACCAGAGUGACUGGUACCUGGGCAACCUCUGGAAGAACCACAGACCCUGGCCUGCCUUGGGCCGGGGAUUUAACACAGGUGUGAUUCUGCUGCGGCUCGACCGGCUCCGGCAGGCUGGUUGGGAGCAGAUGUGGAGGCUGACGGCCAGGCGGGAGCUCCUUACCCUACCUGCCACCUCACUGGCCGACCAGGACAUCUUUAACGCUGUGAUCAAGGAGCACCCAGGGCUGGUGCGGCCUCUGCCCUGCGUCUGGAAUGUGCAGCUGUCCGACCACACACUGGCUGAGCGCUGCUACUCCGAGGCGUCUGAUCUCAAGGUGAUCCACUGGAACUCACCAAAGAAGCUUCGGGUGAAGAACAAGCACGUGAAGUUAUUCCGCAAUUUCUACCUGACCUUCCUGGAGUACGAUGGGAACCUGCUGCGGAGAGGGCUCUUUGGGUGCCCCAGCCAGCCCCCAUCUGGUGCUGAGCAGUUGCAGCAAGCCCUGGCACAGCUCGAUGAGGAAGACCCCUGCUUUGAGUUCCGGCAGCAGCAGCUCACUGUGCACCGCGUGCACGUCACCUUCCUGCCUCAUGAGCCGCCACCCUCCCAGCCUCACGAUGUCACCCUUGUGGCCCAGUUGUCCAUGGACCGGCUGCAGAUGUUGGAAGCCCUGUGCAGGCACUGGCCGGGCCCCAUGAGCCUGGCCUUGUACCUGACAGACGCAGAAGCCCAGCAGUUCCUGCGUUUCGUUGAGGCCUCCCCAGUGCUCGCUGCCCGGCAGGAUGUGGCCUACCACGUGGUGUACCGUGAGGGGCCCCUGUACCCUGUCAACCAGCUCCGCAAUGUGGCCUUAGCUCAGGCCCUCACACCUUACGUCUUCCUCAGUGACAUUGACUUCCUGCCUGCCUAUUCUCUCUACGACUACCUCAGGGCCUCCAUUGAGCAGCUGGGGCUGGGCAGCCGGCGGAAGGCAGCGCUGGUGGUGCCAGCAUUCGAGACCCUGCACUAUCGCUUCAGCUUCCCCCCUUCCAAGGUGGAGCUGCUGGCCUUGCUGGACGCAGGCGCUCUCUACACCUUCAGCCUGGCUUCCAUCCGACCCUGCCGCACAGGUACCACGAGUGGCCCCGGGGCCACGCACCCACAGACUAUGCCCGCUGGCGGGAGGCUCAGGCCCCAUACGGUGUGCAGUGGGUGGCCAACUAUGAACCCUAUGUGGUGGUGCCACGUGACUGUCCCCGCUAUGACCCUCGAUUUGUGGGCUUCGGCUGGAACAAGGUGGCCCACAUCGUGGAGCUGGAUGCCCAGGAGCUGGCUGACCUCUGGCCUGCCCAUCCCCACCACCUGGCUGCAGCUCACCUGGACUGAGGACCCACGGAGACCGGGGAGAGAUACAAAGAUUUUUGCCCUUGCAUAAAAAACCAGUGCCCGAACGAUGACACAAGGACUCACAAAGACUCACGGGACCUCACUGACACUAUGAUUCCUACUCUACCAUGCAAGGUCUCGGCUACCCUUAAUUGGACUGUCAGCCUGAAAAACAGCUUUUCUAUUCCUUAUUUUAGUUUUUGUUACCAAGAAAGUAAAAUGAACAAUAAAAUAAAACUUUCCUUAAAGAAAAAAAGAACAAAAACAAAAAUUAAAAAAAAAAAGAAAAGAAAUGUCUCCAUUCAAUUCACACACACCUGGGUCGCGUGCUGCUUCACUCAAGAUCUUCUCUUCUUAUAAAUAUAGAAAAGGGAUGGAGCUUGUUUUCAAGUAAAAUCACUGAUCCACCUUUUUUCCUUCCUGGACAUACACAUCUUUCUUCCCUGCCCCAGGCAAGGGCCUGCGGCCUGGGCUCUGCUUGUUCUUGGAGAGGAGACAGUGGGAUAACACGGGGAUGCGCGAUUCACCAAGCAGGGAAGGAAGGAGGCUGGGCAGGCUUCAGGAUGGGGAGUUCCCACGGGGAGGGAGCAGAGCGCGGGGGAGAAGAACCUACUGGCUGUCCUUGGUGUCAGUCUCCCCUGCGAGGCCCCCGCCAGCCGUGAUUAAAUACUGCUUCUGUGAUACACUGUUCCACCCCCGGCUCCCUCCAGCCACUCCCAUUCCCUCUUCUGGGCACUGGGGUUGGUUGAAUCUCAAUUCCUUUUUUUGGUUUUAUAGUAGCGAAAGUUUAGAAACAGGAAAGCCCACACACUCUUUGGACUUGUCUUCUCUACCUAAACAAACGGCUCGGCAA